Messenger RNA from Thyridium curvatum, 642 nucleotides. RefSeq lists its product as uncharacterized. Lineage: Eukaryota; Fungi; Ascomycota; Sordariomycetes; Thyridiales; Thyridiaceae. Gene Ontology annotation, cellular component: proton-transporting V-type ATPase, V0 domain. Gene Ontology annotation, molecular function: proton-transporting ATPase activity, rotational mechanism. Gene Ontology annotation, biological process: proton transmembrane transport. The record is from RefSeq and is a predicted model, not a curated record. The transcript has 5 exons. Bases 1 to 642 code for a protein of 213 amino acids.
AUGUCUGACCUCUGCCCUGUCUACGCGCCCUUCUUUGGCGCCAUGGGCUGUACCGCAGCUAUCGUCUUCACCUGCUUCGGCGCAGCGUACGGAACUGCCAAGUCCGGCGUCGGUAUUGCCGCCAUGGGUGUGCUCCGUCCCGAUCUCAUCGUCAAGAACAUUGUCCCCGUCAUUAUGGCUGGUAUCAUUGGUAUCUACGGUCUCGUCGUCUCGGUCCUGAUUUCCGACAACCUUGGUCAAAAAGACUAUGCCCUCUUCACCGGAUUCAUCCAGCUCGGUGCUGGUCUCGCUGUCGGUCUGGCCGGUCUGGCUGCCGGCUUCGCCAUUGGUAUCGUCGGUGACGCUGGUGUGCGGGGAACUGCUCAACAGCCCAGGCUCUUCGUCGGCAUGAUUUUGAUCCUCAUUUUCGCCGAAGUCUUGGGUACGACCUUCUCAGGUCCCAUCUACACUGCUCGCCGGAUCCAAGCUAAUCUAGAUUCUAGGUCUAACGCGCAUGUACGGUCACAGGCCGACUCCGGUCAGGAACGGGCAUCGACAACUGCAGAGACAAGCAAGGGUGGCCCCAUCCUGAGCCGGCUUCAAUCGCAAUUCAACAAUCUCAUCUGGGGUACCAGGCACGAGGGGACGCGGAUAAAACGGUGA